Stegostoma tigrinum is the source of this 4199-nucleotide messenger RNA. RefSeq lists its product as uncharacterized. Bases 487 to 1842 code for a protein of 451 amino acids. Gene Ontology annotation, cellular component: lysosomal membrane; trans-Golgi network membrane. The record is from RefSeq and is a predicted model, not a curated record. Gene Ontology annotation, biological process: regulated exocytosis. NCBI's taxonomy places the organism in Eukaryota, Metazoa, Chordata, Chondrichthyes, Orectolobiformes, Stegostomatidae. The transcript has 5 exons.
UGGCAAAUUUACUCCCAAGUUAGUGUUACUGCAGCUUGAGUUAGCUAAUCUUUUAUGAUUUAAACUGUAACAGGGCAAUAUAAGGUGUCUAAACUUGUGAAGGAAUGUGGGACUUAUAGAGUAAUCUUUAAUGGCUGUUACAGUGGAGAUUGCUAAUUUUCUCCUGCAUUGAUUAUCCAGGAGUAACACACAGCUCAGCAAAAUGCAAUCAUGGCCAAUUACUGAUUGAAAAUUUAUUGAUGAUAACGCUGUUAAAAAGACUAAGAAAACUGUUAUUUUCUAGCAUUAUGAUCUUCAGUUUGAGUGCAAGGCAGGAUAUUUUGCAAAUCAAUGGCAUUGCUUUUAGGGAGCUAUUUAUAGGUGCAGCAGUGUAAGUGUGCCAGGUGUAUCUACCUGCAGAAAGAAGAUGUCAAGAGUCUGAGCAAAAAAGGAUUUUAAAAAAUACCCAAACAUCAAGGAAAAAGGAAAAGGGGUCAGCUCCCAACAAUGACGACAGAGAGACAACCGGCCAAUAGUCACGAAUUGAAAGAAUUUGACAAUGUGAAGGAAUCAAUCACUGACAUCAUUAACCAGCUCCAAGACAUUGAUCCGAGUCGCCUCUCCUUCUCUCCAUUUUUGGACCUGGACACCCAGAUUACCCUAGCACCUAUCUCAGAUAGCCCUGAAUCAUCUGUGGAAGAACUUCACUCGCUGUCUGAUGAAAAUAUUGGGCACUUGACUGAACCUCUUACAAAAACGAAAAGGCUGCAGUACGGUGAGGUCCAACAGAAGGUGACGAACCAUCAAACCAUCAUGCAGAAUGACGGGGGUUUGAACAGGAUUAACGUAGAGCUGCUCAAAAAUCACACCCUUCCAUGCACAGAAAUCAGGAACAAGGAAGCAGACAACGUGUCUCUUGUCAUCACCAGGGAAAUCCCUUUUCUAACCGAUGAGAAAGUAUCUUUCUCGGAGCCGUCGUCGCCCAGCGAAGCGAGAACCUUCCCCCCGCAGAAUUUCAUUGCCAAGGUGGCAGAAGAGAAUUUGGAGAAGGCACACAAGUUCACCAACCAGGCUUCAGAGGUCCAGCCGUUGCUGGGCCCAUCACCUGACACCGAGACCAUUGACCUGAUUUCAAGUGACUCUGAGCGCAACCCGUCAACUGAGUCCUCACGCAAGGAGGUGGCUGCAGGGGCCAAAGGCAACGAGAAAUGCUGCCCGUGCUGUCAGUACUGUUCCACUUCUCACCUUAAAGCAAUCUCAUCCGUCUUUGUUGCUCUGAUUUUUAUACCUUGGAUCCUCUACGGCCUUUACUUGUUCGUGCCUUUCGACCCACCGCCCUGUCCAGAUCUAACGAGUCGAAUGACAUUUACACUGCGUUGCAAUGUCAUCGCCAUCGCACCAGUUUUAUUUGGCCUGUUCCUCUUCCUGUGGCCUCCACUUGGUGUUGUAAUAGGGUCCCUGUCCCGGCUUUGUUCUACAGCAAUUGAUCCCUUAGACACCAAUGUUCGCGCUGUUCUUAUCCAUCAGAGAUAUGUUGGCAACUCCAUUGAACAGUUUACACUCUACUUUAUCAACAUGGCUGUAAUGGCAACUUAUCUUCACCAGGAGCACCUGAAGAUCAUUCCCAUAUUAGCAGGACUCUUUGCAGUGGCAAGACUGAUAUAUUGGAUUACAGCUGGAUUAGGCAGUGCCUAUCGUGGAUUUGGAUUUGGGCUGACAUUUUUCCCAACCUUGGCGAUGGUAGCCUACAAUUUAUACUGCAUGUAUGAACUGGGACUCGAUCAUUACUUUAUCCCUGCUGAGAAUGGAGGGCCCACACGAGCUCCAGCACCAAGACUGAGAUGGUGGGGUCUGGCAGGUUGAAUAGUAUCCUUGCAAAAAUAAAAAAUCACACGACAUCAUGGAAGAUUAGACUAGUGUACUAUGUGAAUGAAUGCAAGGAGAACACUAGCAAGGACCACACUGCUAGUGUGGCUUAUUGCAGUUUUAAAACUGCAAGUAUCAAACAGGAUGCAAUCUUGCGACUGUUUUAACAGAAAUUCAAUUAUUCUGGAGUUGAGUCUAACUAUGAAAUUAUUGAAACGAUGAUAUUGUUCUCCAUCUCACUGCCCUUGUUUAAUGUCAUCUAGCCAUAAUUAUCUGUUAUAUGUUUUCUUCCAUUUUGCACAAUUAGCUGACAACUACAUUUUCAAUUGUAGCUUAAAGAGUCAAUUAAGUGUAAAUUUUACAGAUAUUUAUAUACAAGCAAUUAUAUUCAACUUUGCUAUUAAAUUGAGAUUGUUACUCCUGUUCCUGAUGAACAAUGGCUUAAGCAUAGCCCUAGCAAAGUUAACCACACAAUUCCUUUUCAAUGAUCCACCACAUAGUGAGUUGUGAACAUAUUCUUAAAAAGAAAGUCUUCACUAUGGAUUAGUUAUGUUUCAGAAACUAUUGAAGAGGUUCCCAAAACAAGGCCAUUAUAGGUUAUUGUGUAAUUGCCAGGGUUAAACCACAAUGAUUCAAUGCUUGAGACCUAUAUUUAUUGUCAAUUUGACUCUGCCUGAUGACACAAAGCUUAAAGUUGCCUGGUAUAGGAACCUUAAAAUUUUAUUGUAAGUACUUAGCUAUAUGACCGAGCACAAGAGUAGGAGAUUUCCAGUAUUUAGUAAAAGAUUAAUAGGUGAGAAAUGUACAAUUAUACUCAGGAAGCCCUUCAUUAUUUAACUGGGUUGAGAUAUCUCAGGGCUAUAAUUACUGUAAAAUCCAGCAUAAAAGUACUAGCAACAUUUACCUUGGCUGGUAGAAGUGGUGUAAGUCACUACCAGUCAUGCAUGCUGUAUAAACCCACAUCGUCUGCAAUCUAUGCAGAUUGUAUGGUAACAAGAACCACAUAUAAUGAAGGAUAAACUGUAUAUGUUUCCUUACUGCAAGAAAGAAUACCCAAAGCACCUAGAUUAUUAAAAGUAAAUUUUUAAAUUCUGGCUAAUAGUGGAGUCUUUACUGUAGACCAGGAUUUACUGAACUGAACUGAUUCUCCUUCAAUUUGAUGGCGUCACAAGUUGAUUGUUGACUGUGUUGCACAUGUUACUUGUCUAUGUCAUUGCGUUAUUCAGUCCAACAGUUCAGAUCCAUUUUCACUUCAGUAACAUGAGGAGAUAGCUAAUUCACAACCUAAAGGGAAGGAUGCCGGUCCAACAAUUCUGAAUUUCCAACAUUACAGAUAUUUUUAGGAAGGGUUAAUAUAAAUAAUUUAUAAGUAUGCUAUUACAGGGUAUAUUUGAGAUGUUUAUGUUUUUGAAGACAUUAAUGUAAUAUCAAGCCAGAUAUAUACACACCACAUCACCACUAAGCAUUCUUAUUGAUUGCAAUAAAAGGGUAUUUUUCAUAGUGGAGUUCAAAAGGAAAGCUAUCAAUACAUCAAGCUGGCUGUUUUUCAGACCUCUUGUGGUUUGAAACGGUCUUGUUUCUCUACAAAAGUAUUAUGCUGAAAAACAAGAUAACUCUGGACAAAAACAAAGAGAUUCAGUACUUUUGGGAUUUAACCAGAAUUUCCUCAUUCAAUCCUGGUACUACAGAUCAAUCUUCCUUUACCUUGAAAUCUAGGCACAGGGCUGAAAAACGUAGCAUUGAGAGCUGUCAAGUCUGGAAACAGACGUGUAGGGAAACUAAGAAGUGGUGAUUACACAAUGCCAACCUUGAGUUUAUAAACCCGAAGAUCGGAGAACAGUACUCUGUGGAGUCAUAAAGAGUUGACAGUGUCGUAGUUCCAGAAAACAACAGAUUACAGUAUGAUUCCAUAUAUUGAGUCUUGAUUUGAACACUAAGGAGAAAGAGUAUUUGUUAAAUCAUUGAUCAUUCAUGAAUAUUGGGAAUAAUUUCAUCGAAGACCAUAACAUAAGAUAUACUGAUUACCCUUUUCUCCUGGAUAAUUUGUCCACAAUAGUGAAUUGUGUUUUAUUUUAAUAUUGACCGAGCUGUAACUUAAAAGAAGUACAUUUAAGAAUUGAAUAUUAGCCAUUUUCAUAUGAAGUGUUUAGAUAUGUUUCUGCAUAGGAGUUUGGUCCAUCCAUAAAACUUGGUGAAUUAGUUAUGUAUUUUAUCUAAUAUAGUGAAGACUGAAAAUAUCUAAUAAAGCUACUGCAUUGUGAACAGUGCUUUGCACAGCCAUUCAUGUGAUUCUCACCAAGAAUGAUACUGUACAUUUUUAUAGCUAAUGAGUUAUAAAUAAAAACAUAACAAGA